CAGUCAUAUCAUUCCCAUUCAAAGCAAUCCUAGUAGCAUACCUAGCCUAUUCACUCUACUAGAUUUAUCAUACAGUUACUUCGUUGGAACUGGCCAAAGAUUCAUUUUUUGGCUAGUUCUAUCUGAAAAGUGAAGUUUCACAACUUGAUAUUACCCAGCAACUUCAAGAGAACCAAGCCACUGCUCAAAGCCUGAGCUGACAGUUACUGGGUAUCAGCUAAAAUAAAGCCAAAGACUUUGGCUAUAUAGGAUGAUGUUUUCAGAAUGUGGGUGUUUCAUGACUGCUGUCUUGGAGUUAUUACUCACUGUCACCAUCACUUAGAUGCAUCUCGCUUUCUGGCCCAGUCGCAGUCACGGAUAGCACUCCGCCCCGAUGAACUGCACACAAAUAGCCAUGAUCAUCGAUGGAGACCUCAGGGAAAUGCACGCUUCCCUACUUCCCGAUCUUUUUUGCAAAGAACAACCGGUGACCCGUAUCAGUCGGCCGCGUCACAGAUCUCCAAUUUACCUUUUGCGCCGCGGAGAUUUGCUCAGGCCGCCCCUCUCUUUUAUAGUGCCACUGACGAAUUUCGAGAAGAGGAUGAUGAAACAGAGCACGAGCGUGAGAUUGCAGACUUCUAUGCAUUACAAAGGUCUAGAAGGCAUUUUGGUAGCAGCCACCUAAGAGACUCCUUGGAAGUCGAUGAUAGAAGCUUGGCGGACUCUGAUGAGCUACAGACCUUCCGGAAUGACAGACUUUCUAAGGGGAAGGGAAUCAGAAGCUCUUGGCGUGACGAGAAAUUCAGCAGCAGUGAAGGAAGUAGUAUCCAAGAUGAAUUGGGAUCGGGCGUGAUUGGAAACAGGCCAAAAAGCCCUGCCAGUCGAAUCGGCAGUGACAUGCAGGGUAAUUUAGUCGACAUAGGCCUAGAUGAUACCUUGCGAACUGAUGGUUUCAAGACGCCCCAUUCGCCGGAGUUCGGGGAUGAUGAUCCUCCUAUCCAACGCUUUCGAGGACUCCCCGAUAUUCGAAGGGGGAACCCGGGGGUAGACUCAUUCAUUGCUACAGAGACCGACAAGCAGAAAUUGUUGGACAACCCUCCGCCGCAAAGCUCAACAGAUUCAUAUCCAGCUUCAGUUACAAAUACACCGGUGGAACCACCGCUGCAUGAUGCCUUCUGGGGCCAGCUUUUUUUAAUAUCUCUAGCAAGCCUUUUCGCCACGGCUUUUCUUGUGUAUCUGCAUACCAAACCCCCUGGAGACAAGCCAAACUGGGGCGACACGGUCUACAUGACCAUUUACAGAUCAUAUUUCCUCCUCGGCGCUUAUACUCUUGUUUCUAUCAUUGUAUCGCUCCUCUGGCUUGCGCUACUUCGGUCUUACGUUCGCACUUUAGUCUAUGUGAUCAUGGUUUCUGUCCCAGUGCUCCUUUACUCUUUCUCUCUCUAUCCAUUCGUUUCAAGUUUCAAAGGAACCUGGCAUGGUGCCAGCUUGCAGGACAAAGUUAUGCGGUUUAGCUCUGUUGUCCCACUCAUUAUAGCCAGCGCAUGGGUAUACAUCGUCAUCAAGGGCCGCCGUGCCAUAAACAAAGCCAUCAACAUUCUUGAAUUUGCAUGUCGAAUUCUUUCUGUGAAUCCCGAAUUACUUGCACUUGGCCUGAGUAUCCUCGUCUGCAUCGUCUGUUGGACUUGGCUAUGGAUGCUCAUGUUCACUAGGGUGUUUCUGGGAGGACAUGUCUCUGGCUCCAAGUCAUUCAUUAUAGAUGUGAGCAGCUGGUGGCUAGGGGUGUACUUCGUUCUUGUCUACGUAUGGUCGUUAGGAGUGAUCGGUGGAAUACAACGAGCGGUCACGGCUGCGACAGUGAGUCAGUGGUACUUUCACCGUCUGGCAACUCCAGCACCAACAUCCAGGCAGAUAGUUCAAGCUGCGAUUACCCAUGCCGCUUCAACUCUUUUUGGCACAAUAUGCUAUUCCACACUUUUGACGCUGUUGAUCAGGCUCCCCUUGCUUGUGCUCCCAAAUCGCGUAUCUUCCGUGCUCAGUUUAUUCGUCUACUCCUUCGUCCCCACUCCAGUUACUACACUCACUAAUCCCCUUUCUCUUUCUUAUGCUGCAAUCCAUUCGCAACCACUUGCUGCCUCGGCUCGUGGUCUUUCACAAUUGACAGUUCUGUCACCCCGGGCACCUGCUACUUCGUUACAUCCAAACACAUUUUAUUCUCAGCCCCGGGGAAAUUAUUCUCCCGUCUCCUCCUAUCAACUUUCUAAACUUAUUCUACACGCAGCUCGCUUUAUGAUGUCCUUGGCGCUUGGCUUUGGUGGCUGGGUUACAACUGCUCGAAACCUAAGUGUCCCUGGCGCCGGUGGUACCACACGUGGAAGCUUGUACGCCUACGUUGUUGGGUUGCUUGCAGGAGUAAUCGGGUGGAGCGUUCUGGGCGCAAUUGAGGGUAUUGUAGCGGAUAUUGUAGACGCAUCCGUUAUUUGUUGGGGCAGCGAAGUUGGCACUUACGGCAGGGAAGCUAGGUACUGUCGAGAAGCCGAAUGGCUCUUUGGUGAGGACUCCGAUAAUUCAGGACCCAGACGCGCUAUUCCUUGAAUCUCAUGUUUGGGGAAUCUUGCCAGAUGCCCAGAAUGACAAGCCUUAACCCGUGAGUAUUCACGCAGCCUUUUUCAUGACACCAUACACAUAAAAAUAUCUUUACAACCCAGUUAUUUUUAUCUGGAAUGUCAAUGGCCACUUUUCCCUCUUAUUUUCUUUCGCGCCUUUUCAUAUUAUCCAGAAAUCGCUGUUUGAGGAGUCCUUGGUUAUGCUUCUAAUUCAAUCAGAGCAUAGAAAUUCGUGAGAAUAUCGAGUUUGGAGAGGGUCUUGGGCCCUAGAGCUGCAUCUAUGCAUGUCUUCCUUUCCUUUUCUUUUGAGCUUCUGAAAUUUUGGCGUUAAGAUGUAUGUAUAUACCUGUCAGUUCGGGGAUAUAUUUGUAAUCAUUCCAAAACCAGAAAUGCAAGAUCCUACAGGAACUGAGAGAUGGGGGGAAGCCUCAGUAAAUGAUAGUCUCGAGUUCCCCCAAUACGAUCUUCA
Monascus purpureus is the source of this 3054-nucleotide messenger RNA. Lineage: Eukaryota; Fungi; Ascomycota; Eurotiomycetes; Eurotiales; Aspergillaceae. The record is from the annotation of a GenBank genome assembly.